GACGUCGUAUUCGAGUGGCAGCAGGCGGCCAGUAACGUCCUUGUCGCGGUUGGGAGGAGCUUCAUUAACAAUGUCAUGGAGGAGAUUCUGAUGAAGUUCCAGCCGGGGAUCCUCCCGCACUUCUUUGUCAUGCAGACGUUGGCCAGUCUCUCGGUGGCGAAUGUGUUCGGGAUGGUCCCGUUCCUAAACUCCAUCCUGGGGACCAUGCUGCCAAUGUUGGGGAUGGCCAAGCAGGACCCCAUGAAGGCCGUCUUCUGUGUGGCUCUUCAGCAUUUCAGUGAGAGUAUUCAGGAGUAUCUGGCCAAUCUGGACAAAGCUCCGGACCCCUCGGUGAGGAAGGACACCUUCUCCAGCGACCUGUUCAAUGCCUACGACGUCCUCUUCAAUACCUGGCUGCAGAACCGCGAGUCCAAGGUGAGGCGCCAACCGGUGCCGAGG
This is a messenger RNA of Nanorana parkeri, 438 nucleotides long. RefSeq names its product maestro heat-like repeat-containing protein family member 1. Lineage: Eukaryota; Metazoa; Chordata; Amphibia; Anura; Dicroglossidae. Gene Ontology annotation, cellular component: cytoplasm. The annotation marks the transcript as partial. The transcript is spliced from 3 exons. The record is from RefSeq and is a predicted model, not a curated record.